UAGAUUUUGUUAGAAGUUGUUCAAGCUUUCCAAGAACAGUUUUUCUUCACUCGCUAAUAAUUUUUUUUAAAUUAUUGUGGCUCCAUAAACAGCUGGAAGAAGAGAUGUAUAUCUAUACAAACGCAAAGCUUUUUGCAUUUGCUGUUGUUGGUGUGCUGUUCAUCAUGUUUGCAUUCUAUAUGGGGAAUUCGUGUAAAUGGGCAAAUGAGCUACCCAACAACAAUCUUCCAACAUCAAAACAAAGGGACCCUUCAGGAUCUCUAAAUUAUAAGUCAUCUUUGCCCACACAACAUCGCUUACCUGGUCCAUGCACCUGUCCUGAUGGCUUUACAGUUCUCAAAGACCAAAUCCCAAAAGACCAGUAUGAGGAAUUAAUGCAGCGACGAGCUAAAGAGUUCCAGCAAUACAAAGCCAGGACUAAUUCAAUACUAUCCAAGCUACUUUUUGCUUUGCCUAACUCUCCUCUGCAGUAUCCUAUCCAGGGCGUUAUAGUACGACCCUUGACUGCAACUGCGAUACCAGGUUUAGCUCUGCAUGCUGAAGAAGGAACGAGCUAUAAGGUUUUCUUAACUGUGUCAAAUGGUGUCCUAACCACAGAAACUCCAACUGCAGAGGCCACUGUUCAAGGUUCUGGAGAGACGAAACUGAUUAUUGAGUCUAGCAGCCUGUUGGUCCUCAAUGACCUGCUGGCCAAAGUGUCCUAUACCAGCACCAUCUACCACAUAAACACUGGAGACCUUGUCACCUUCCAGUUUGAAAACUAUGAAGCCGUGUUUCCCAUUACCAUCCAGCAGCCUCAUGUACCAGUCCUGUAUGACAUGGGAACAGAUAUCAGCUCUCAAGUCACCAUCAUCACAAAGACCUUUCUGCGUUACAAACAACUGAGGGUGUUGUUGGACAGCAUCCGGAAAUUCUAUAGUGACAUUAAAGUGAUUAUUGCAGAUGACAGUUUACAACCAGAAAGCGUUAAUGGAGAAAACAUCCAGCAUUACAUCAUGCCUCCAGCACAGGGCUGGUUUGCAGGCAGAAAUCUAGCUGUUUCCCAGGUAACAACCAAGUACUUUCUGUGGGUGGAUGAUGACUUUUUGUUUUCAGAGAAGACAAAGAUAGAGAAGUUUGUGGAGGUGAUGGAGGCGGUCCCUGAACUAGAUGUGGUUGGUGGGUCAGUACAAGGGAACCGCUUUUACUUUUCUAUUCUAUAUGAGGAAGGAGAUGAAAAUGAAGGUGGCUGCCUAUACAGGAAGUCUGGUGGAAAAUUCCACCGUCUUCCUGGUUACCCACAAUGCCAUUUGGCCAGUGGAGUGGUCAACUUCUUCCUGGCUCGUACAGAUGCCAUGCAGAGGGUGAGAUUUGACCCCAAGCUCCAGCGAGUAGCGCAUUCAGAGUUCUUCAUGGAUGGCCUGGGCUCUUUGAUGGUUGCCUCAUGUGGUGAUGUGAUAAUUGACCAUCAACCCAAAACACAGGAAAACCGUAAUCCUACCUACAACAAAUUCAGACACCCUGAAAGAAGUGAAGGCAAAUUCAAACUGCAGCUUCACUUUUUCAAAAACCACCUUAAGUGCAUUAGAUAUGGAUAGAAGACUAUAAACGCACAUAAGGGUCACUUAUUGUCAUUACAUAUUGCACUUAAUCUGAACAUUUUCGUCUCUUUCAUUUUAAUUGUUUAGCCAUUACUCCAGGAAUGACAGAGCUUGGGAUUCAUGUGAAUAAAGCUAUUUUUUCUUUCUGUUGGGUUUUAUUGUUCCUGAUUUUAUUUCUUUAUGAUUCUAUAGGCAGUUUGAUUUCUUAUGCUAUUGUUGAUAGGGUUAGUGUCAUAAGGUCAUGUUUUUAUUGUUAAUCUAAUAUAUCUAGUAAUAACACAAUAGUUUGAGUUCCUCUUAUUGCCUUGUUUUUAUGGAGUGCUGGAUGCUGUUCUAGUUUAGAAUACUUGAUUUUUCAUUCAGUUUCAGGUCCUACUUUGAAUAUGUUUAUGUUUAGUUUCUUUGUUGUUUCCUUAACUGUUCUUCUCCCUCUCUUGUCUAGUGGUGCGAGGAUUGAUACUGAAAUUCUGAUUCCUCCGAUACCAAAUAAUUUGUCUAUUUUAGUAGUUUGGGGAAAACUGGAUUUUAUCAUUGACAGAAAAGCAGUAGAAAGUAACUAUAUUAUUGUGAUCAUUGAAAUGAAAUAGAUAUAGAUAGAUAGAUAGUCUAGGAAAAUGGUUCUUAGCUUUAUUGUUGUUUUCAAUCAGUCAUAUUUGUUUUGAGUCAUUGUUAAUUGAAUAUUUUAAAGGUUUUGACAUUGACUGGGUUUUUUCCCUCUUGUAUGAUAAUUCUUCAUAAUUAAACAA
Molecule: messenger RNA, 2326 nt
Organism: Maylandia zebra (zebra mbuna)
Lineage: Eukaryota; Metazoa; Chordata; Actinopteri; Cichliformes; Cichlidae
Product: beta-1,4 N-acetylgalactosaminyltransferase 2
Biological process (GO): UDP-N-acetylgalactosamine metabolic process; UDP-N-acetylglucosamine metabolic process
Cellular component (GO): Golgi membrane
Molecular function (GO): acetylgalactosaminyltransferase activity
Source: RefSeq, a predicted model, not a curated record